Messenger RNA from Ipomoea triloba (trilobed morning glory), 1717 nucleotides. RefSeq lists its product as uncharacterized. Lineage: Eukaryota; Viridiplantae; Streptophyta; Magnoliopsida; Solanales; Convolvulaceae. The transcript is spliced from 11 exons. The record is from RefSeq and is a predicted model, not a curated record. Bases 292 to 1557 code for a protein of 421 amino acids.
GCUGGGGUUUUAUCAUUUGCUUUGGUUCUCAUUCUGUGAUUGGUUUUCUGCCAUAAAGUCUCCACCUUUGUGGCUCUGUUUUCUGCCAAGAUAGCUCGCAUUGAUUAUGAUUUGACCUUGGCUUCUAGGCUGUCACUGCAUGAGUUGAAAAGCUGCUGUGAUGUGUUGAUCUCAGCAUCUCAAUCUCCUUUUAUGACAUUCAAGGUGUAGGCAUUUGUGGGAUGCUCCUGUGAUCUGACAGUUUUUGGAGGAAGGCAGUUUUUUUUUUGUCUUUGGGGAUUCCUAGGAAACAUGGGCGGCUGUGUUUCAAACCCGACCAAGAAGAUCAAAUCACACAGAGUGCCCUUCCCAAAGUGUCGAAGGUUUCGCAGGAAGAGGCCUUGCAGUGUGUCCGUUGCACCAAUAGAACAGUUUUCUGGUGUGGGGAAUUACGGGAGAGAUUUCGAUGCAGACGAGUUUGUCUCGAUCGAGAAUGAAGAAUGGAUGGUGACAAACCGGAGACGAGCUAACCUCAGCCAAGUUGAUUCUAGUGGGGUGUGUCAAGAGGAAGCCUGGUUCGAUUCGAAUAGUUUCCUCGAGUCUGAUUCAGAUGAAGACUAUUGCAGUGUUCAUGGAGACUUUUGUCUUUCGUUGGGCAACACAGCCGGGAGUGUACUAGCAAACCAAAUGGCUAUGUGCGAGGGAGAUAGAAUCACUGAACUUUGUACAUCUAAAAGAUUGUUGUGUCGUCCAAGGGCAGGACAGAUCAUUCCAUGUUCUAAGGACGAGAAACUAGCUCAAGGGUGUUGGAUUCCAGUUUCGCCUUCUGUCUUUAAACUCCGGGGAGAGACUUACUUCAGAGAUAAGAGGAAAAGCCCUGCACCCAACUGUUGCCCUUAUGUUCCUUUCGGUGUUGAUCUAUUCGCUUGCUCCCAGAAGAUAUCUCACAUUGCUCAGCAUCUUCAAUUGCCUACUGUAGAGCCACACGAUAAAGUUCCACCGCUUCUGAUCAUUAAUAUACAGCUACCAACAUAUCCCGCUUCCCUGUUCCUUGGAGACGGGGAUGGGGAAGGAACGAGCCUCGUCUUGUAUUUCCAAUUAUCAGAGAACUUCGAGAAAGAGACUUCGCCACAAUUUCAAGACAGCAUAAAGAGACUUGUGAUGGAUGAGGUGGAAACCGUCAAGGGUUUUGCAAAAGAAUCAGCGGUGCCAUACCGGGAGAGACUAAAAAUUUUGGUGGGCGUCGUGAAUCAUGAAGAACUCCGCCUGAAUUCUGCAGAGAAGAAGCUUUUGCAUGCCUACAACAAUAAGCCAGUACUUUCACGUCCCCAGCACGCUUUCUAUAAGGGUCCAAACUAUUUUGAAAUCGACCUGGAUGUUCAUCGUUUCAGCUACAUUUCUAGGAAAGGGCUUGAUGCAUUCCGGGAGAGGUUGAAACACGGGAUACUUGAUUUAGGAUUAACGAUCCAGGCUCAGAAGGCUGAGGAACUGCCAGAGAAAGUUCUGUGCAACAUUCGACUAAACAAGAUUGAUUUUGUAAAUCAUGGGCAGAUACCUCAAUUUGUAAUACCUGUAUAACUCAACUCAGGUGGAAGAGAAUUUAGGGUUUAUUAUUGAAUUCUUAAGCCACAAGAAAUUCCUUGACCAGUAAAAGGUGACAGUUGUGGAAUUCCAGAUGUGGUGGUCUAUUGGAGAUGAUGAUUAAUAAAAUUAUUGUUGCCUUAGCUUGUUCAUCAAA